GUGUGGUCCAGGUCUCAAUCUUUCCCAGACUCCCAAAAAUUCUCAAUCACUUCGCUCUUCGAUAAUACUCUCCUCUCCGUGCGGUUCUCGAUCGGUCGAUCGGUUCGCGGAUCGGGAAAAAGGGCUUCCCGACUCGUGACAGCUCCUCCUCCUUUUCAUCCAACCGGAAACCGCGUGGACAAUUCGCGACAACAUUUCGUUUCGUGUGCGUGAAACAUCUCGAGGGGAAGUGGGUCGUGGUCGUCUCUCCCACGUAAAAACCGAUCCCCACCUUUUUCGUUUCUGCGUCCAGGAGUCCGUCAGUGGCGCAACGUGCACGUCCUCGAGAGGAUCCUCCUCGUCGGCUCUCCUUUUUUUUUUUUUGUUUUUGUACGCAACACCUUGUGCCUCACGUUCACCCGUCCACGACAGGUGGAUAUCGACACGAAAGGGGAAAUUAAUAAGAGAAGAGGGUAGUUGUGUGAGAAGAGUAGAGAAGAAUGCCUGGUGCCGGUGGUCAACCACCGCAAAGGACCACCUUCCGACCACCCUGGGUCAAGGAUGGUCCGUCGCCUUUACCCAUGCCUAGUGCACCCUGGGCCCUCAAUUCUAGAAGAGAUUCGAAACCAAAAGUUGAAGAACCGCCUCCAUUUACCCAAGUUACUCUCAAAAGUGUAGCGAAACCAGAAGCGAAAUCCUCGACAGAUGCACAGCCGCGUAAACAAAGCAAGAUCACAAUAAUCCCGUCACAGCCUAAAAGCGAAAAGAAUACGAACAGUCAACCGAUACCGGCGAAGCUCCGCGAGAAUGGACGACAGGAGCCAAAUUCGAGGCCACAGCUCGAACGACAAGUUCGAAUCGAGAGGUCUCGAUCUCGAGGUGAUACGAUACCACUCUCCAAGAGUGAGAACACCACAGGAGCGCCGACAUUAUCGAAAAGCUCAUCGAGAGCAGCGAUUCCGCCACCACCACCUCCAAGACCUCCACCACCACCUCCGAGUAGAACAAUCCUGAAGGAUCUUCCGCCACUAAACAAGAGCCAACAAGAAAAGCUCGAAAUGCUGAAACAGAGACCACGGAAACGUCCAGAUUGGGCGAGUAUGAUGAAAGAAGUUGAAAGCGGAAAAAUCUUGAGGCAUGUGAAGUGCAACGAUAGGAGUGCGCCCUUGAUCGAAAGGGUGAACAAGGUUACAGCUGACCCAGCAGGGAAGGCACACUUUGUGUUCGAAUCUGAAAAAUCGAACAUGCAUAACCAAUUGCUGAAACAAAUUCAGGAAGGUGUAAAAUUAAAGAAAGUGCAAACUAAUGACCGAUCGAAACCGAUAUUAGAAGGUCUGAGAAAAUUCCGAAGACAAUUGACAAUAGAGGAACAAAUGCAAAAGGCUGAAGAACCCACGGAUGACUCUAUAUCUGAUGACAUGGAUGAUAUUGAUGCAGUAAGAGAUGAUUUACAAAGUACUAAACAAAUGCUUGCUAUUGAACUUAGAAAUAAGGAAGCUUUGGAAAGAGAAAACAAACGAUUACAAGCAAGAAUUUUAAAUCUCGAAGCUGAAUUCGAGCAUGAAAAAUCCCAGAAAAGUGUGCAAGAACAAAGGAAGUAUGACGAGAAAAUUACAGAAUCGUUAAAAAAAGAAACUCAACAAGCUAGAAAGGAUGCCGAGAAAUUCGAGAGAGAAUAUAUCAAUGUGUCGGAAGAAAGAGAUAAACUCAAAAAUGAAUUGGAAGAAAUGAAAAGGAUGUAUGCUGCUUUAGAAAAACGAAUGAAAGCUGAGCAAGAGCUUGAGCCUGAGCCAAUAAUUGAACUAGCAGAUGAUGGCGACGAAGCAGCUUGGUACAAUGUUUCAGGAAUGGCACUGGCUGGAUGUCCAAGUGCAAAAGAUGUAGCAAAAAUUGCUUCUCAAAAAAGUAUAGAUAAAAAAGAGCCAAGUGAAAAUGAUGAUGAAGAAGAGGAAGAAGAAGAAGAAGAAGAAAGCUCAGAAGAAGAUGACAAAGAUCCAAAAGCAUCGGAGAAACGGUUACAAAGAGAAAUUAAACUUUUAACAACAAAAAUAAGAAAUUUCAAAGAUAAAGCGAUUAAUGCCAGAAAAGAAAGACAUGCAUUAAAAGAUCAAAUUAAGCAGCAACAAAAGUUAUUAAAAGAAGAAAAAAAGAAAUUUAAACAGCUUCAAAAAGAAGUGGACAAAAUGGCAAAGUUAAUGUCAGAAAGUGAAGAUGAUGAAAAAGAUGAAGAAGAAGAAGAAGAAGAAGAAACAGAAUCUGAAGAAUCCGAAUCUGAAGAAUCUGAAGAUGAAGAAACUGAAACGGAAGAUGAAGAUCAAUCUUUGGAAGGUCAAAGAAAUAUUUUACAGAAACAAUCUAAAAGGCAUGAAGGACGUUUAGCAGCAUUAAGGAAGGGUAACUAUCUACUUAAAGCUCAAGUUGAUAGAUUAAAAGAUGAUUUAGCAAAACAACGAGAAGAAAGUCUUACUCUUCAAGAAGAUCUUGACUCCGUAUUAGCAGAAUUAGGUUAAGUUCAUGUAAAGAGAUUUAAGAAUUAUUAUGAAUAAUUGUAUACAUACACAUAUAAGUAUUACAUAUGGAAAUAUAGAAAAUUUUAUGUCUGAAAAACCAGACGUAAACUAUAAUACACGUACACUCACCUAAACGCUUUUUGUAGAAAAUCUUACACUUAAACAGAAUUUUUAUUCAAUCAACUGCAGGAUAUAUAGUUAUUGUUUUAUAGUAUCGACUAGUAAACACGCUAAUUUGUUUCUUUUAGUAUCUAUGGUAAAUAUUUUACAUGAGUAACGAACUAAAACGGAAACAUCAAAACAUAUUUAUCGAUUGAAACAAAAGACAGAACAUAAAUUUUCUACACAAGCUUCACAUAUUUAUCUAAUAUUUUUUGCAAAAGUGAGAAAUGUUUGUAUAAGAUUAUCAAUAUUGCUUUUUUGCUAUCAUAUUGUUAAAUAUUUUUUAAUAAAGACAAUUAUUACUUAAUGAUACAAUUUCUAUAAUAGGUUAUUAUAUAAACUAAAACUAUCAACAUAACACUCACAUGGUUGCAAUUGAAAUUAAUCGACGAACAGAUUUUUCCAGAAUGUACAAGCUUUAUUUUUCAACGACGAUAUCUUAUUUAGAAUACACAAUAACAUAAGUAACUAUGUUUAUUACGUUUUUAAAAAUACUACAACUACCCGUUAAAGUAGUUUGAAAAGAAACGCACAUAUGACGUAUCAUAAAGUCCCUAGUAAUGCUUCUUACAUUGGCGUCGCAAACAUUUUAUUUGCAUAUAGUAUAUUAUAUUAUGAGUAUAUUUUUAUCGUUGUUAACAAAUAAUAAAAUCUUUGUUUUGUAAUUACAUGUUUAUUGAAUAAUUUUCUUUUUUUGCUGUAUCGAUAUUAUUAAUAAUACAAUGAAAAAAGGAACCGAAAUAUUUCGAAAAUAUUUCGAAAAUAAAUGAGCGAAUAUAAUAGCGGUAUUUUUAAAAUUUAAAAUUAUAUUUGAAAAUCAGAAUAUCACUAUCAUUUCCUGUGAAUUACAUAUUCUAUACAGUGGCGUCAUAGUUUUUGAACAUUAAUUGUAUUUUAAAUGUUUUUAAUACCUUGUAUUAAUUAUAAAAAUGUUUUCGCCAUAAACAAUUUAAUAGCGAGUGUAACGAAACUGAUUACACUGACAGUUGGAAAAAUAUGCUGAAUUUUAGUACGAGCAGAUCAUGUUCUCUAAGAUACAUUUUCACAGAGAUAAUACAAAUAAUGUGAGAUAUUUGAAUUAUACAGCUAACGUUAGUUUCAAGGUGCAGAUAAUAAAUUCUUAUUGCUUGGUAUUAUUAUCGAAUUAUUACGUACAAUAACAAAA
Messenger RNA from Apis mellifera (honey bee), 3816 nucleotides. RefSeq names its product DNA ligase 1-like. NCBI's taxonomy places the organism in Eukaryota, Metazoa, Arthropoda, Insecta, Hymenoptera, Apidae. The transcript has 8 exons. Gene Ontology annotation, molecular function: actin binding. Bases 480 to 2489 code for a protein of 669 amino acids. The record is from RefSeq and is a predicted model, not a curated record.